CAGGACAACCUAAGUUACCUAGCUAGCUAACAAUGAGGGAGGCACGGCCACGACGCAAGCAGCCGAUGGCGAUGACCAGAGACGGCCGGAAACGGCGCCGACGGCCGAACAGCAGCACGGGAGACGCGAAGCUUGUCUGCUCCGAGCAUCUGACCGCUACCAGCAGUAGUGAUGAGUUGUCGUCGGUACAGCCUCCUAGUGCUAUGUCUGCAAGUUUUGUUGCUGAGACGGCGAGCUUCUCCGAGGACGAGGAGGACCUCCUCAUCAAGCUGCACGCUUUGCUCGGUAACCGCUGGUCCAUCAUCGCCGGGAGGCUUCCUGGAAGGACGGUCGAAGAGGUCAAGGCACACUGGUACUCACCGAUGAUGACCGUGAAGCUGAAGCGCCUCGAUUACGACAACCAAUGUAUGAUACUAGAAGCUCUGAUACCGUCACCUGAUGAGCAUAGCGAACACCGGGAAAGUGCAGUACAAAACAAACAAGAGGAGCACCCUGGACAUCCUUCCUUCCCCAAGGAUGCCAGUGAUGCCGCCAGCGAUGAUGGUGCAAUGUCGGACGCCGGCAGCUGCAAUAUGUAGCCACUGAUGGAUCUCCUGUGAGGGAGCGUUGAUGCCUCACUGAAUUGAUCCUAGAGCUUACACUCUCUAGUCUCUACGUGGCGUAAUGGAGGAUGUAGAAGUGGGAAAGGUGGGACACUGGCCUUGACUUUCAUUUUUGACUGUAGACUCACUUUUUCUUUCUUAAUAAACUAGCAGUGUGGCCCUUGCGAGGGCAUCAUCUUUAAUUUUUUGAAAGUGGCACUUUCCAUUGAAGGAAAUAAUAUAGUUCCAUAGUCCGCAAA
Lolium perenne is the source of this 841-nucleotide messenger RNA. RefSeq lists its product as uncharacterized. Lineage: Eukaryota; Viridiplantae; Streptophyta; Magnoliopsida; Poales; Poaceae. Gene Ontology annotation, molecular function: transcription cis-regulatory region binding. Gene Ontology annotation, cellular component: nucleus. The record is from RefSeq and is a predicted model, not a curated record. Gene Ontology annotation, biological process: regulation of DNA-templated transcription; cell differentiation.